Symbiodinium sp. CCMP2456 is the source of this 2154-nucleotide messenger RNA. The record is from the annotation of a GenBank genome assembly. NCBI's taxonomy places the organism in Eukaryota, Dinophyceae, Suessiales, Symbiodiniaceae.
AUGACUCUGCAGGCCGCGGCUGUGGGCGCGGAUCCGCUGCAUUGGUUAGAGGAGUUGGAUUCGCCCCGCGCCAGAGCUUUCGUGGCCGCUCAGAACGCUCGCACGCUGGCCGCCCUUGGCGACCCCAGGGGUUCUCCUCUCUUCGGGCGGCUGCUGGAAACUGAAACGACCGACACGGACGGUGAUCCACUACGAAAGCUGCCUCAAGUUACUGAGCUCGGCGGUCUUUUCUACGACUUUUGGUCUGAUGGGCAGCAUCCGCGUGGGGUUUGGAGGCGUACAACUCUGGAGAGCUUUCUCAGUGAUGCACCGCGCUGGGAGGUGGUGCUGGAUCUGGAAGUGCUCGGAAAGCAAGAAGAGCAGAACUUCGUCUGGCGAGGCUACGACGCACUGCUGGAGGACGGGCAAGACUCGUGGACUGUGACACGCGCCAUGGUAUGCCUCUCUCGAGGAGGGGCUGAUGCGUUCGUCGCACGGGAGUUUGAUCUUGUGCGGAAGCGCUUCAUACCUGAAGAUGAAGGCGGCUUUGUGGUACCAGAGGGCAAGACUGUGCUCUCCUACCGUUCCAGGGAUAUCCUCUUGGUGAGCUCUGACUUUGGUCCUGGCUCUUUGACCAGUGCAGGCUACCCUCGUGUGGUGAAGGCUUGGCAGAGGGGCACGCCGCUGAGUGAUGCUACUGUCGUGUACGAAGGAGAAGCCUGCGACCAUGUUGUAUACGGCUACGUCGCACGGCGCUGGCGCAGAGAACCACUGCAGGUGAUCCAGCGGGCUACGAGCUUCCACGCAUCAGAGUGGUUUCUGCUAUCCCAUGACUGGUGCCAACUGCCUAUCCCGGCCGACGCGGAUGUCACCUUCUUCGGUUCGUGGUUGCUUUUGCAGCUGCGCAGUGACUUCGGUGGUUUUCCUCCAGGAGCCCUUGUCGCCUCUCCGCUUGAUGCAGCGAUGGCAGCGAAAGCCGAGUGGGAGGUUCUGUGGAAGCCGGCGCGCGACGAGGCAGCUGGAACUCCGCGAUUCUCCACGCUUCAGAAGCUCGUUUGCACCUGCAACUACAUCGUGCUGCAGAUCCUCGAUGGCGUGCGCAGCAAGCUGCUGACAUUGCGCUUUGACGAAGGGCGAGGAGCUUGGCGGAGCAGGAGCUGUGGCUCCCUGGACGGGCGUUCGGCAUCGGUCUCCGUGCGAGCCGUCGCGGCGUCACGUGAUGCCGUGUGGUUUGGUGAUGCUGCCUAUACCCAGCCGCCCAAGCUCAUCUAUGUGCCGGAUAUUGGCACGUGGAGUGGCGAGACGGCUGCAGGAGCGCAGCUGGUUCGAGAGCUUCCUCCUCUCUUUGAAGCCUCGGUGGAUGUGCGGCAGUUGGAGGCGACUUCUGCCGAUGGUACAUCGGUACCUUUUCAGUGUCUUCGGCCACAUUCCGUCGUUGAUCCUCCGACCCUCAUCUACGCCUAUGGAGGCUUUGGAAUCCCCGUGCUGCCAAGCUACAAGGCCACGAUCGGCGCUGCGUGGUUGGAGCGCGGAGGGCAGUACGUGGAGGCGCACCUGCGCGGGGGCGGCGAGUUCGGACCUGCUUGGGAGGCCGCGGGUCGAGGAGCCCUGGGUCGCCUGAGGGCCUACGAGGACUUGGAAGCCAUAGCAGAUCACCUGAUUGCGAAACAGCUCGCAACGCCAGGUCGACUUGGUCUUUUCGGGCGCUCAAACGGGGGAUUGCUGGUGGCCAACCAAGUGGUCCGGGAGAUGGCCAGCAAGGGCCCACAGCGUUUCGCCGCCAUGGUUGGCGAGGUACCUUUGACGGAUAUGCUCCACUACCAUCGUCUCCUUGCCGGAGCAAGUUGGCUGGAAGAGUACGGAGAUCCGGACGACGGCGACCUACGCCCUCUUCUGAGGCAGAUCUCUGCGUACCAUCUCGCACAGGAUCUCUUGCGGGAAGAGAAAGCGCAACGGAUGCCGGAGGUUCUCUUCACAACAUCCACUCGGGAUGACCGCGUGCAUCCGUGCCAUGCUCGAAAGAUGGUCGAGCUUCUGCAAGGCGCACCGGCUGGCCAGAACGUCUUCCUCUUCGAAGGCGAUGAGGGUGGACAUGGUGGCGCGGCCAUCUUCGAACGCGCCUUCAUUCGCACCCUGGAGUACGAAUUUCUCUGGGCUCGCCUCGCGCAGGGCUGA